Molecule: messenger RNA, 1171 nt
Organism: Drosophila novamexicana
Lineage: Eukaryota; Metazoa; Arthropoda; Insecta; Diptera; Drosophilidae
Gene: Gbeta76C
Product: guanine nucleotide-binding protein subunit beta-2
Exons: 6
Coding region: 1-1041 (346 amino acids)
Biological process (GO): G protein-coupled receptor signaling pathway
Cellular component (GO): heterotrimeric G-protein complex; cytoplasm
Molecular function (GO): signaling receptor complex adaptor activity; protein binding
Source: RefSeq, a predicted model, not a curated record
AUGCCGAAAAUUGAUCCAGAAACCCAAGCCCUCUACGAUGAGAUCAAUGGCAUGAUACAAAAGUUUAAGGAUGAUCAAAAGGCGAAGGCGGACUGCACGCUGGCGGACAAAUGCGGUGACAUGGGGGAUGUGCCCAAAAUACGAUUUUCUUCGAAAAAGAUUUUAAAAGGUCACAUUAACAAGGUGAACUCGGUGCAUUUUGCGGGCGAUUCACGCCACUGUGUCACCGGCUCAUUGGAUGGCAAACUGAUCAUUUGGGACACCUGGACGGCAAACAAGGUGCAGAUUAUACCAUUGCGCUCGGCUUGGGUAAUGACCGUCGCCUUCUCGCCGUCGGGCAACUUUGUGGCCUGCGGUGGCAUGGACAACCAAUGCACCGUCUACGAUGUGAACAAUCGUGAUGCUUCUGGAGUGGCCAAAAUGGUGAUUGAGCUAAUUGGCUAUGAGGGAUUUCUAAGCUCGUGUCGUUUUCUGGAUGAUGGCCAUUUGAUAACCGGUUCGGGUGAUAUGAAAAUCUGCCACUGGGACUUGGAGAAGGGCGUCAAGACUAUGGACUUUAAUGGGCAUGCUGGCGAUAUUGCGGGUCUUUCAUUGUCACCCGAUAUGAAUACCUAUAUAACCGGCUCAGUGGACAAAACUGCCAAGUUGUGGGAUGUACGCGAACAGGGACACAAGCAAAUGUUCUUCGGUCACACCAUGGAUGUGUCCUCCGUUUGCUAUCAUCCAAGCGGUUUUGGCUUCGCCUCCUGCUCGGAGGAUCAAACGGCACGCAUGUACGAUUUGCGUGCAGACCAACAAAUUGGACUCUAUGAGCCGCCCCAGAAGAACACGGGCUUCACCUCGUGCGCUCUAUCGACCAGCGGUCGCUACUUAUUGUGCGCCGGCAUUGAGGGCAGUGUGCACUCGUGGGAUGCAAUGAAGCAACGGCACACGGGCACGCUGUCUGGACAUGAAAAUCGGAUAACUUGCAUCAGCCUGUGCCCCAAUGGCAUGUGUCUAGCCUCGACCAGUUGGGAUCAACAAGUGCGCCUGUGGCUCUAAUUGAGGAACAUUCCACUUUUGACACUCCACACUUGGUUCAAUAUACAUAGAUUAAUGGCAUUAUUAACAAAUCUUUGUAGCUUAUUACUUGGCGUAACAACCACAUGAUAUUGAGAAUAAAGUGCAUGAA